Messenger RNA from Schizosaccharomyces osmophilus, 2130 nucleotides. RefSeq names its product U3 snoRNP-associated WD repeat protein Utp4 (gene utp4). Gene Ontology annotation, molecular function: protein binding; RNA binding. Lineage: Eukaryota; Fungi; Ascomycota; Schizosaccharomycetes; Schizosaccharomycetales; Schizosaccharomycetaceae. Gene Ontology annotation, biological process: maturation of SSU-rRNA from tricistronic rRNA transcript (SSU-rRNA, 5.8S rRNA, LSU-rRNA). The transcript has a single exon. Gene Ontology annotation, cellular component: t-UTP complex; small-subunit processome; 90S preribosome. The record is from RefSeq and is a predicted model, not a curated record. Bases 1 to 2130 code for a protein of 709 amino acids.
AUGGAUAUUCAUCGUUGUCGUUUCGUCGAGUACACUCCUUCACCCAUUACUGCUCUCGCAUUUUCGCAUCAACUCUCUUCACAAGAUCCUUUACCGUCUAAUUUACAUUUGGCAGUUGGACGCGCUAACGGAAAUAUCGAAAUAUGGACACCAAAGGGGGACUGGUGUUUGAAGGGUGUCCUCUACGGCGGUAUAAAUCGAAGCGUUGAAGGUCUUGCCUGGAGUGUGAGUGAUGAGGAGCUACGUUUAUUUAGUAUUGGAUUCUCUACUUCCAUCACCGAAUGGAAUUUACGAACCGGUAAGCCAUUAGUGCACCAAGAUUCUAACGCUGGUGCCAUUUGGUCUAUUUCGCUUCAUGAGGAAACAAAAACUUUGGCUGUCGGUUGUGACGACGGUAGUUGCGUCUUGUUUGACAUUAGUGGAGGACGUGGUGUUAUAGAGUAUAAACGCACCUUGAUGCGACAAACUUCUCGUAUCCUUUCUUUAUGUUGGCAAGGAAAGAACCAUAUUGUCGGUGGAUGUACAGAUGGAAUUGUCAAAGUUUGGGAUGUUGAAAGUCCAAAUUCCACAAUUAUAGCUCGAAUGCAAGUUGAUCGCGCUAAGAAAGGUAGUCGUUCCCUCGUAUGGGAUGUCAAACCCCUCAAAGAUAAUACAAUUGUCACGGCGGAUUCUUCUGGAGCUGUCAAGUUUUGGAACGGAAAGUAUUUUACUCUUACCCAGUCGUUCAAGCUUCAUUCGGCAGAUGCACUGACUCUAGCUGUUUCGAGCAAUGAUAAUAUAGUGUUUUCCUCUGGUAUUGAUCGCAAGACGGUUCAGUAUACCAGAGAUGGUGGCAAGCGUGAAUGGGUAAGCAAUAGCUUCCGGAGAUUUCACUCACACGAUGUUCGCUGUAUGUCAAUCCUUGAAUGCAAAACUGUAGAUGUUUUAGUUUCUGGUGGUGCAGAUAUGAUGCUUGCCGUGGUGCCUGUUCGUCACUUUAACGCUAAACAUCAUCGAAUGAUACCAGCUGUUCCACAAAAGCCUCGUAUGGCAAUUGCUACGAAAGCUCGUUUAUUUAUGUUGUGGGAGGAUCAUCAAGUUUUGGUUUGGAGAAUUGGUUCUCCAGGUUACCGCUUUCUCUUGAAAAUUGUUUUACCAAAUGAAGAAAAUAUUGUCCACGCAGCGAUAUCCCAAGACGGAGAAUUGCUUGCAGUAUCUACAAUUCUGACCACUAAGCUCUACCGUGUACAUUACACCGAUGACAAAGUUUAUGUGGAAAGUAUUGAAGAUCCCUUUUUAGCGAAUGUUGGAGCAACCUUGUUACAGUUUACGGUAGACAUGAAGAAACUCAUUUUAAUUAGCAACGAAUCUGAUAUUUUCUUGCUUGACUUGAGUCGAAUUGAAACUCAUCAGCUUGAAGUUUAUGAGGUAUCCCAACCGGAAACUAAGAAAGCACCUUCCAAAUACAGAGGAAGUGGUCAAAGCGCAUGCGAAGGGAUUGCUACUGUCUCCGUAUCUCCAGAUGGCGAUUAUUUCGCUGUUGCUGAUUUGAAUGGAAAUACUUUUUGUUACUCAUUUUCGACCUUGUCCUACAUUGAAUUACCCAGAGUUAACAGUUUUGUACGAGCCAUGGCUUUUAGACUGGAUAUUCCUGGACGUUUGGCUGUGGUGACAGCAGGUAACCAAGUUUUCGAGUUUGAUGUUCAAAGUCGAAAGCUGACCGAGUGGUCCAAGACAAAUUCAAACAAUAUACCAAAGCCAUUUGCCCAUUUAUUGGACAAGCCCUUUGGUGCAUUCUUUGAUAUACAAAAUCCUAGCCGAUUUUGGAUCUGGUCAGCAAACUACGUAUCUUUCUUUGACUUAAAUUUAGAUCUUCCAGCCCCUCGAAAUGCCGAAAAACGUAAAAUGGACGGGACUGUUGAUGGUGCUUCGUCAACAAAGCAACGCUCUGCUGUUCAGAAUGCUACAUCUUCAUCCAAGUUUGGAACUGGUGCCUCAAGGUCAUUUUGGAUCACACAUAAAUAUCGUCCUAUGUUAUUGGCUGGCUUAGUAGGAUCAACUGAGCUUCUUGUAAUAGAGCGGCCCAUAGCUGAUAUAUUAAUGAGCACGGAUGUUCCAGGUACAUUUAACGAGCAUAGAUUUGGCGCUUGA